UACGUCACAUCCGCGGGGCGGGAUCACAUGACGCUGACUCCACGUCUGAUUGGGUGGGGCCAUCUACGCGCUUCCGCCGGAAGUGGGGGGUGGGUUACUUCCGGUGUGGUUGGAGCAGGGUGGCUGAGUUUUGUCACAGAAGAAGAGGAAGCCAUGGUGUGCAUCCCUUGCAUUGUAAUACCAGUUCUUCUCUGGGUCUACAAGAAAUUCCUCGAGCCCUACAUCUAUCCCAUUAUUGCUCCUUUCAUUAAGCGUGUGUGGUCCAAGAGAGCUGUGCAAGAAACAGGCACGAAACAAGGCCAAGGAGGCAGUGCUGGAAAUCCGCAGGCACCUUCAGCCACACAAAGAGAUAAGGGGAAUGAAUCUGGAAUUUACAAGUUUGAAAGCAAUGGGUUUGCAAAUGGAAUUUCUGCAAAGGGAUCUACAGACGUGUCUGACAAGAAAGCAGAUUAGAGGAAUUCAUUCCUACGGAUUUCAUUCCCUUGUGUCCAACAUGAACUGGUGAUUGCUCUUGCUCACACUGAGACUUUGUUCUUUGCACAUUUCAGCUGAGUAAAACCCCUUACCACUUACAGGAGAGGUUCUCUUUUGCCACUAAAAUGGCAGCUAGCAAAUUUCUUAUAUGAAAUGUUUGAAAACUGCAUUAAGUUAUUCUUUAUUUUCCUCACUGGAACCACUUGGCAUCUAUAAUCUAUUUGACAUAAUUAGAGAUUAGAUUAAGUAGUUUGUGGAUAAGUCUAGCUAAAUGUGUUGCUUAGUUUCGCUCGCUGUGAAUGCAGUACUUCAGGCUUCCACUUGAAAACUGCAGCCUUGACCUUGUUAAAGAACUAUUAAUUACAUUGUGGCAACAUAAAUAUUAUGGUCAAAAUUAUGAAGAGUAGAGCCUGCCAUGUGAAAUUUGUGGAUGAACUAAAGGAGUUACGCUGUGCACAAAGUUUUCUUAGCUUACUAGAAAUAGGAAGUCUCGAUUUGAUACUUUCAGUCAUUUUUUCCUUAAUGCUCUACCUUUCUUUCCUGAAAAGGAUUGGCAAGGACAUGAUGCAAGAGAAUUGUUGCUUUACAUUCUGUUGCAGUGGUUUCAAAUGAUACACGUGUAUCUUUAAGAAAAAAAGACUAAAACCUCUUUCAACAUGCUUGUGUAAUUUGAAUUAUAAUAAAGCAGGACUUUAUUUAAAAAUUAAA
Messenger RNA from Numida meleagris (helmeted guineafowl), 1182 nucleotides. It is a transcript of the gene CZH18orf32, whose product is annotated as chromosome Z C18orf32 homolog. The coding region runs from base 28 to 453 and encodes 141 amino acids. Gene Ontology annotation, biological process: positive regulation of canonical NF-kappaB signal transduction. The record is from RefSeq and is a predicted model, not a curated record. The transcript is spliced from 3 exons. Lineage: Eukaryota; Metazoa; Chordata; Aves; Galliformes; Numididae.